GAUGUUUCCUGGAAGAUUUCAUAUCAAAAGAUAACAAUGAAUUGUACGAUCAAGAAGGAAAAUAAUUUUCGAAAGAGGAAUUUACGGUGUGGAAGAUGUUAAAAACUCGUUACCAGUCCCUCCAGACGGAGUGAGCUUUGAAAGUUUGAUGAAAGAUAGAGAGGAACUUGAGGGAUUUCAGAGGUUUUUGGAGAAAAGAGAUCCCAAAGAUCCAAACGUCGAGCUGAACAAAGAGAACCUUGUUGAGUAUCUUCGAGAUGACGAUACGUUUGUGGAAUACUUUAACACAUUUCUUUCAUUGCCAUGCUUUCAAACAAGAAUUUACUACGACAAACAAUCUGGCCUUUUGGAAGAAUUUACACAGAAACUAGUCAAAGAUGAUUGUGGAAAUAUUCAAAAGAGACACGAUCCAACCAGAAACGAAGUUCAGAUCAGUUACUGUGUCACAGUUCUCGAUCACCAAUCGACUUUAAAAUGGUUACAAAAGUACAGAUUAGAUGAAUUCGUGAGAAGUAUGAUUUUCGCAGAAUACAAGUUAUCAAAAGCUCUUUCAUCGGCUCAGGCAAAUUAUUUCGAGAGAAUCACUGGAAAUAUCUCACGAGGAAAAACAUUCAUUACUGAAAUGAAAACAUGUGGAAUCUCUUCUAAAGAAAGUUUCAACAGUCAUUUGGACGACCAGUUUGGAAGUACAAGUUCCUCAAGCACAGAGAAACAAUCUUACAAAAGAAACGACAAAACAAGCGGUGACGUCAUCAUAGGUGCUGACGUCAGAACUAUUGACGUAAGAGAAGAUGUUAACGGUGCUUCAAAUGAUGAAGUGCUAACAUUAAAUGUCUCGGGUAACAGUAAUAAAGGGAAAGGAUUUGAUGAAGAAGAAAAGUCCAAGAAUGAACAUUCAGAUGACUUUGUUGAGCUUAAAAAUGAUGAAUUGGUAAAGAAAAGAAACGAUGGAGAUUGUUUCUUGCAUAAUACAACAAGCUCCAUGGAUUCUUUGCAAUAUAACGGUAUUUCAGUGGAAAGCGAUCAAAAAAUCAAUGAUAACGACGUUAACAGGAAGGCCUUGCUUUCAUCAAAAACAGCCAUGGACAAGUUCAAAGACUUCCUGGUCGACACUAAAGGCGAAAGUUUGCUUCUGCUUUGGCUGCAAAUUGAGUAUUGGAAACAUAUUAAAAAUAGCGAAGAAAGAAAAAGAUAUGUUCAGGAAAUGAAACAACAAUAUGGUUCGCCAUUGGAGUUACCACGUAAGAUAAAGAAAGACAUGUUAUCAGGAUUAGCUGAAGAUAUGAAUGAAGCACAGAAAAUCGUUGAAGAACCAUUGUUAAAGUAUUGGUGUAAAAGGUUCACGUUACAUGAAGUAAAUAUUUCGAAAAAAGUUCAUUCAUCUUCAAAAAUGUCCCCAUCAAUACACAUUUGUACACCGAUACAUAUUUCACCAUAUCCCACCAACGCUCAAUACAACCCUAGACCACAUCCGUACAAAACACCACAGUCCCUCAACGCUCAAUACAUCCAUAGACCACACCUAUACAACACACCAGAAUCCCUCAACGCUCAAUACAUCCACAGACCACACCCAUACAACACACCACAAUCCCUCAACGCUCAGUACAUCCCUAGACCACACUCAUACAACACACCACAAUCCCGUAUAGUGAGUUAUUCCAGCAGUAGUUCACAUUGGGAAAGCAACAUAUCUUUACAACACGUGAGUCGCACGUGCAACAAAUGGAAACCGACGCACCUGAGAUCAAAGUCAGCACGUGGACGUAAAGUGACGACGCCUUAUCACACGAACGCUGGGAAGCGACAGCUUGAGAUACACGCAACGCCAGAGAAGGAAGAAUUCGGAUUUCAAAAACGACCAAUCAGCGCGUUUCCAAGAUGUUCUGACGUGGAAUAUUUUUCGCCAAUCAGACUUGUCAUUGCUCCAAGAAUCGCGCCUAGUUUGAGUACAGUCUUGGAACAAAGGUGGUAUGGCGUCAUGGACGAUGCACGUGGACAGCAGUCACGUGAUUCAGUCGAGAAGGACGAAACCUAUGACGUAGAGCGGUCGCUACGUGAUAGUUUGGAGUACCAGACUGAAUCUGGAUGUUUCUUGAAAUAUUUCAUAUUAAAAGAAAACAAUAAAUUCUGGUCCAACUGCCUGUCUUUCUGGCAAGCGACGCGAGACUAUUCCGCUUGUUUCGAAAGUGGUCCCUUCUGUUCAGAAACUGUGAUUUUCAAGGCCAAGUGGAUAUACGAAAGAUUCUUAGCUCCAGGGAGCGUCUGUGAUAUCAACGUUUCAUCCAACGUCAGAGAAAAUAUAAAGAAACAAUUGGAUCCGCCAUACGAAGAUCUGUUUGAUGACGUAGAUGAUCACGUGUUGGCGUGCCUCAAAGAACCAUGGGAUAGUCUUUGCCGUGAUGAACGAAAGGAGUACGAAAUGAUACCAAAGAGUGAACAGUUGCGUUACAUUACGGUGAAAUUGAACGACAACAAUUCACGACGAAAAAUAUCUUUGUUAUCGAACGAAUUGGACGAUCAAGAAGGAAAAGAAAAUUUCGAAAGUCGAAGGUACGGUGUGGAAGAUGUUAAAAACUCGUUACCAGUCCCUCCAGACGGAGUGAGCUUUGAAAGUUUGAUGAAAGACAGAGAGGAACUUGAGGGAUUUCAGAGGUUUUUGGAGAAAAGGGAUCCCAAAGGUUGGUGGAACUUUCUGUUUUACAUGCCUGCCAUCACAGUAUGUUAGAGCACGUGUUAAGAAGGAGUGGAUCACGUGACGUCUGUUGUCACGGCGACCCGGGUCA
Xenia sp. Carnegie-2017 is the source of this 2786-nucleotide messenger RNA. Its product is annotated as regulator of G-protein signaling 22-like. The coding region runs from base 149 to 2728 and encodes 859 amino acids. Lineage: Eukaryota; Metazoa; Cnidaria; Anthozoa; Malacalcyonacea; Xeniidae. Gene Ontology annotation, biological process: regulation of signal transduction. Gene Ontology annotation, molecular function: G-protein alpha-subunit binding. The record is from RefSeq and is a predicted model, not a curated record. The transcript has 14 exons.